UGCCGACAGCGAUGACCGUCGCAGUCGCAGUGUGCAGAAAGCGCGCGUGGUGCGCGGUACGCCGCAAGAUGUUCGCGAGCAUGUUCGUCGCGCGGAUGCUCGCGCUCGUCGCACUAACCGGCACUGUCACCGCCAGAGCUAAGGUGGCGGACGCGAGGAUCUACGUUGACAUGGCCCCAGAUUCCGAGGAGUUGGGUGAGAUAGAGAAGAGAUACACCAAGGAGCUGGUGAAGGAACUGAAGUCUGCCAGCGAUGAUGCGCUGUUGCUCUUCAGUGAAUAUGCCUCCAGGUCGGGGGGAGAUCUGAAGAUAUUCUUAAAGAAUAUAUCCAUGCUGAACUCUGAUACGAAAAAUUCAAUGGAUCGAAGUUUACUGGAUAAUGCGCCGUCAUCAUGUCGGGUUCAAUUUGACGGUCGUCUGCGCAAGAUCGAAUUCGACGCACACCGCGCCGCCAGCUUCAACGCGGAGAACCACCACAAGUUCCUGCUCGCUCACAUGAUCGUGCUCAGGAUGCAUCUUAAUAAGAGUGAGGACUACAUAAAGAAAUGCGCGAAUAUUGUCCAAGGCUGUGGCAUACCUUGUGAAACGAUGCCAAAAGUGACACGGUGGCGCCGCCUAGCGUUGGAGGAGAUAAACCGCGUGCGCGACGACAUUCUGCACUCGCGCCGUUCCUACCGUGACCUGGUAUUGCACGGGCGACGCAGACAUAACCACAUACAACGGCAGGCAACCGCUAGAGCCGACGCCGCGGUCACUGAGCUGGCCGAAUGUACGAAGAAUGGAGGAACUCAGAACAAGGACGGAGAUAUUUAGAUUAAUUGAUCUAAUUUUAAUUUAUUAAAUAGUUUUUUCCAAUACGAACGCUUUGAUGACGAAGCCAUUUUACUCUAAAACAAAAAUAUCUGAAAAUU
Molecule: messenger RNA, 910 nt
Organism: Papilio machaon (common yellow swallowtail)
Lineage: Eukaryota; Metazoa; Arthropoda; Insecta; Lepidoptera; Papilionidae
Exons: 5
Coding region: 12-812 (266 amino acids)
Source: RefSeq, a predicted model, not a curated record